Molecule: messenger RNA, 2148 nt
Organism: Thunnus maccoyii (southern bluefin tuna)
Lineage: Eukaryota; Metazoa; Chordata; Actinopteri; Scombriformes; Scombridae
Gene: prkar2ab
Product: protein kinase, cAMP-dependent, regulatory, type II, alpha, B
Exons: 7
Coding region: 50-790 (246 amino acids)
Source: RefSeq, a predicted model, not a curated record
AUAUGAGUGUGAUGUCCUGCAGGAGCAGUUCUCUGAGGUUUUGGACGCCAUGUUCGAGGUGCUGGUCAAACCUCAGGAGCACAUCAUAGACCAAGGAGACGAUGGAGACAAUUUCUACGUCAUAGAGAAGGGUGUGUAUGAUAUUGUUGUUCAGAAAGACGGAGUGAGUGUGUGCGUUGGAAAGUACGACAAUAAGGGCAGUUUUGGUGAACUGGCUCUCAUGUACAACACGCCGCGAGCUGCCACAAUCAUUGCAACGCAGGAAGGCGCCCUGUGGGGCCUGGAUCGAGCCACAUUUCACAGACUGAUUGUUAAAAAUAAUGCGAAGAAGAGGAGGAUGUACGAGGCCUUUAUUGAAUGUGUUCCUCUUCUGAAGUCUCUCGAGCUCUCUGAGAGAAUGAAGAUUGUCGAUGUUUUGGGUGCACGAGGGUUCAAAGACGGAGAACGCAUAAUAGCACAGGGAGAAAGUGCUGACUGUUUCUACAUUGUGGAAUCAGGAGAAGUAAAGAUUAUGAUAAAAAGCAAAACAAAGGCCGGCCAGCUGGACAACACAGAAGUGGAGGUGGCUUGUUGCUCUAGAGGGCAGUAUUUUGGGGAGCUGGCACUGGUCACCAACAAACCUCGUGCAGCGUCCGUUUAUGCUGCGGGAGAAACCAAAUGCUUAGUAAUUGACAUUCAGGCAUUUGAGCGUCUGCUGGGCCCCUGUAUGGACAUCAUGAAGAGGAACAUCUCCCAGUAUGAAGACCAGCUGGUGGCACUGUUUGGCUCCAGUGUCGAUUUGAAACACUAGGACACAAUGUCAUAAGAUAAACUAGGAUUAAAGCCAAAUAUAAUGACAGUACAUGUAACACAUGAUUAUCUUCCUCAUGAUGUAAAAGAAACAUGAAUCCUACUAUUUUAUAUUCAGUCAAAUUUACCGUUCCUGCAGCAGAAGGUAAAAGUGAGAAAGAUGCGCUGUGUUUCUUGUGACGACCCAAAUAAUCACCACAAGGACAUUUGAACGAUAUUGAACGUGCAUAAAUAUACCUCAUUGACAAGUCAAUUUAACAACAGUCUAGUUCCCUGAGGAUGCACAACCCAACAUACAGUACCUCAACCUUAAAAUUCUUUACUGCUUAAUAAUCGGAAUACAUUUAUUUACUUUUUUAUUUAGUGAACUCCACAAGUCUAUAAAGCCUUUCAUAAGCUCCAGAUUUAACAUUGCCCAUGUUGUUCUUUUUUAUGUAGGUGUGAUUUAACAUUUUGACGUCGCCGUAGGAAAAACACAGGUGUAAAUAAUUAAAUGAAUGAUGGCUGAAUUACAUUUAGCUGCUUCAGUUUCAGGUCUGCUUCAGUCCUGAUAUUGUGUGGCUUACUGGGCACUAUUAAGAAUGGAGCCACACUUUUUGACUUGUCAAAGUAGGAAAAGCAACAUUAAUGCUCCCUUCUAUUCAAGUGUCCCAGUAAGCUGACAGUGAGCCAGCGUGCACAAUGCCAGAACCCUGAAACUGAAGCAGCUGAAUGUAAUUCACCCAUAAUUAAUUAUUUCCACCUGUUUUUCCUAUUCAGACAUGUCAAAAUGUUGUCUGACACUACUGUCUUUAAUAGGUUUUUUUUUGGUUUGUUUUUUUAACUGAAGCAGUUGUUUUAAACGUUUGCUAUAAUGUUAAAAUUACAUCUUAAAAUCAAGUUCUCAUAAGAACAAGAUAUGAGCCAUCAAAAUCAGAUACACCGUGAAUGAACAGUCAGAUUUCAAUGUUAAUGAACAGUCAGAUUUCAAUACUAGUUACAAAUACCAGCUACAAUUGUUACGCAACUGAGGUACAGUUCCAUCACUGCCUAGUUUCCAAAUUAUACAAAUACUGAAUUAUGGAAAAUGUAAAAUUGUUCACACACACAAAAUUAAUGUUACUGUACUUAUCAGUCACUGACUUGAUUAUUAUAGAUGGUAUUGUACUACUUUCCAUUUGCACUCAGUAAAGGAAGCCAUCUGCAACUGUUGACAAUCCCUCUGUUGUUUACUUAAACCUUUGUUGUAUGGCAUAAAAUGUAAGUGUACCCCUUUUUAAUAAAUGGCAUGACUUAUUUAAGUGAUUAAAAUCAUACAUAAAAGUUGAACAUUCUUACCAAAAACACGACAUAAAAAAAUAAAGGAUUAUAUCUUAAAUA